Molecule: messenger RNA, 873 nt
Organism: Rhizophagus irregularis DAOM 181602=DAOM 197198
Lineage: Eukaryota; Fungi; Glomeromycota; Glomeromycetes; Glomerales; Glomeraceae
Source: RefSeq, a predicted model, not a curated record
AUGUCGAAAGAUAAUGGUUUUCUCUAUCGAGACGGUGAGAAAGUUUUCUGCUAUCAUGGGAAGGUCAUUUACGAAGCAAAGAUAGUAGAUACCAAAUAUUAUGUUGAACCAAAUAGACACCCAAAAACAGGUUCAAUAGGCCCACAUUAUCAUAUACAUUAUGCGGGAUGGAAGUCUUCGUGGGACGAAUGGGUAGAUGAAUCAAGAUUAUUAAAAUGUAAUGAAGCAAAUUUGGAGAAAUAUAAACAAAUGUCAAGAUCUCUAAAGAAGCUAAAGCCCGCAAUGAAAAGAACUAUUAAUGAUUCACCUACAGAAAAAACAAGAAAAAGGAAAAGAGAACCGACUCCAAAGGAAAAGGAAGUAGUUGUCAAAAAACCAAAGCCGAAGGAGAUUAUAACAGUUCCUGAACCUCUUAGAGCUAUUUUGUUCCGUGAUUGGCAAAACAUUCACACACAUCAGUUGUUAGUACCUUUGCCACGGAAGCCAACUGUUACAGAUAUCAUAGAGGAUUAUCGUAAAAAUCGAAUGGUUUCUAAGAAAAUUGAAAAUUCCGAUGAUGGAAUCGAACAGGAAGUUAUCAACGGUCUGCAUUUUUAUUUCAAUAAAUGCGUAGGUACUCGGUUACUUUAUAAAAAUGAGAGAAAACAGUAUAGAGCCACACGGCUAAAUUACGAACAUUUGGAUAACUCUCAGAUUUUCGGUGCUGAGCAUCUUCUGAGAUUAUUCGUUGAGUUUCCAUUGUUAAUGGCAAAUACAUUCCUUAGCUUGGAGACUAUAAACGUCUUGAAAGUUCACUUAUCAGAAUUCUUAAAUUUCUUGAACGAGAAUCGAAGCAAAUACUUUAUUAAGGAAUAUGAAGAAAUUAAUAUAUGA